Paramecium primaurelia is the source of this 4152-nucleotide messenger RNA. The record is from the annotation of a GenBank genome assembly. Lineage: Eukaryota; Ciliophora; Oligohymenophorea; Peniculida; Parameciidae.
AUGGAAUUUUAUUCAAAAAAUUCUUUAAAUAUAGCAAUAAAUAAUUUAACUUUUGAAGAAAAUAUUUUCCAUUAAUAUUAAACAGAUCCCUCUUAAACUUAAGCCAGCUUGAUGUAUUUUGACACAAAAUAAAGUUUUAUAAUUCUGAAACACAUUUUAUGCAUUUAUAAUUCUAUGACAAAUUCUUCGUAAUCAUUUAUUUCAAUAUCUUCAGAGGAAGUUUAUUUAGAAAAUAUUACUGUCUUCCAUCAUAAUUGGCUAAACAAAGAACUUUGGAUAAAAUAUUAUGAUGUUCAAUUUUUAGGAGAAUACAAUUAUGAUGAAAUUUCUUAUGCAAUUCAAUAAACUUAUAAAAUAUAGAAUAUUGGAGGUAUUUUCUCAAUAUUUGUUUCAAAAUUUACAAUUAAUAAAGGAUUCUUUAGUUACAUUUUAGCUGAAAGCAAUUCAAUUCUUAACAUUAAUUUAUAAGGAGAGGGAAUUGGUAUCAUAAAUAAUUGUAGCAUUAUUAAUGCAUAAAAUUCACUAAUUUCAAAUUCUGAAAAUGACGGAGCUAUUACCAUAAAUGGCAGGAAAAGUUUAUUAAAAAUAUUACUUGAAAAUAUUACUUUAGAAAAUGUAUAUAAUAAACUAUCGUCAUCCAUAUUUUCAAUAUAUCCAUCAUUGAAAUAAAAUAACAUUAGAUUUAAAAAUAUCAUUGUUAAAAAUUGCUUUUCUCUUGUUAAUUCAAUAAUUAAUUGUUAAUCUGAAUUUUAAAAUGCAAAUAAGAAUAAAAUUUUUAUUGAAAAUCUUAGCAUUGUUUAAAAUGAAUAAACUUUAAUUAAAUUCCUUCAAUCGAUUGGAAAAAUUAGUUCAUUAGAACUACAAAAAUUUAUUGAUGACAAUGCAAUGAUGAAUUUCUUAGGAUGCCAAAUAUAGUUAAUAGGAUUAAGAAUAGAGGGAAUAAUUUUAUCCUCAAUAAUCAAAAUUAGAGAUUCAAAUUCUAUAAAAUUGGGUCAUUUACAAUUUUUUUUUAUUUCAACUUUUUAUCCCUUAAAUUUAAUAGAUAUAUAAUAAAACAAUAUUUUAUAAUCUACAAUCACUAUUAAUAACAUUAUUAUCUCAAAUUUUAUUGAUUUCAAAUAUUAGAAUUUAACUAAAAAUUUAACUUUUUAUAAGCAGGAUCAUAUUCAUUUAAAAUUUGUUCUUUGUAAUCUAAACAAUUAAUAAAUAAUCCAAUAAAUUAAAAAAUAAGAAUUUGUUGAUGCAUUUUUUGAUGAAAUUAUUUCAAAGUCAAAUCAUAAUGGAUCAUUCAUUAGGAUAAAGAGUAUCACAAAUUUAACAAGGGUCUUAUUAACUAAAAUUAUAAUCUUUAAUAAUAUCUGCAAUAAUUGUUGGAAUGGUUUAUUGUAUUUUGAUAUUAUAAAUGUAGAGAAAAUUAAAGUUUAAGAAUUAUAUUGUAUGAAAAACAAAAUAAAAUAAUAUGGUUGUAUAGCAGCAAAAUCAAAUGAUAAUUUGGAAGGUAAAAUGUUAAUUGAUCAGUCAACUUUUAUUUCUAAUGACGGAAGUUUAGGAUCAGGUAUUUAUGUCUAAAAUUUAAGAAUUCUUAUAUCAAAUUCAAAUAUUAUUAAGAAUACAGCAUCUCAGAAAGGAGGUGGUAUCUAUUUUGAAUUAAGUGAUUAUAACUUUAAAAUAUUAUUUACAGCAAUUUGUAACAAUUAAGCAGAUGAAGCAGGGGGAUUAUAUUUAAGUGGAAAUAACAGAUUAAAUCAAAAUAAUUUUAUUUAAUCUCUACUCAUAUUAAAUGAAGCUUAAUAAUUUUCUAAUAAUUUAAAUGAAUCACCCUCAAGAUUAUCUUUAUUUCUUAAUCAUAUAGAAAUGGUUUCUCAAUAAGAAACAAUUGAACAUCAUCCAGUAUAAUUAUUAAUUUUAAAACCAUAUAAAAUCAUAUAAUAAGAUCGUUAAAUACAUGCAUAAUUUUUAUUUGUUCCAAGCGGUCAAUAAAUAUCAAAAUAUCAACUUUAUAAUCCUAAGCUUUAGAAUUAUUAAUCUUACAUUCAUGAUUUUAGGAUUUUCUUUAAAAAUAGCUUGAAUGAACAAUAAAAUAAUUUUUUAAACACUUCUUGUAAUAUAAUACAAUAAUUAUUUGAUAUAUAAGAAUAAAAAGUAAUGGAAUCAACCCAAAUAUCGAAAAUAAAUUUUGAAAAUGAAACAAAAAGUUUUAACUUAGGUCUUUUAGAUUUUAUUAUGGAUCCUUUUUAGCAAGAUGACAAAGUUUAAGAAGUUUUAAUUAAUUGUAAAACAAAUUAUUAUGAUGAGAGUUUAGCAUAUUUAAUGAGAGUUAAAGCCUUUCUCUGUUAAUUAGGGGAGUUUUAUAUUUCCUCGAGUUGCCAAUAAUGUUAAUCAGAACAAGGGUUUUAUUCAGUCACAUAUAAUACAACAAAAUGUUCAAUUUUUGAUAAAAAUAAAUUUGAAGCAAUUACAUCUAAUAAAAUUCUAUUAAAAAUUGGAUAUUGGAGACCACAUUACACUUCAGAUGAUGUAGAAUUAUGUUAUAAAAACCAAAAUCUUUGUUAAGGAGGUUGGGGUGUUAAUAAUGAACUAUUUUUUAAGGGACAUUUAGGAGGACUUUGUGAAGAAUGUGAUAGAUUUAAUAUAAGAGGAGAAGGAUAAUUCUUUAAAAAUUAAUAAUCAGUAGAGUGUGAGCAAUGUUAGGAUACUACUAAACGGUUGAUAGCAUUUUUUUUGAUUUCUAUAUGGUAUUGAAAAUUAUAAUAAAUGAUAGGGCUAUUUUAUCAACACUAUUAACUAUUGGGAGUAUAGAAAAAUCCAAUAUAUUAUUUGCAUAACUUAAACUUAGAUAAAAGUUUGCUCAUAUUUUAUUCAAACUGAAUUAAGGUAUUAAUUUAAUUAUAUUAUAUAUUUAGAUCAUGAAAGUAUUUUAUUUAAAUUAUUACUUAAUUAUUUAUGGAUAUUUUCACUCAUCUUUACAUUUAAUAUUAACUUAACCAUAUCUUUAGGUAUUUUUAAAUAAUCAAAUGAUACUUCAUAUUUUAUGACCAAUUUUUUUGAAUGUUUUUUGUCUGAAAUAUAAGAGAUAGAAUUAAUUUAUAGUAGAAUCAUAGUUAUGUUAGUCCUUAUGCUUUGUUAAAUAUUAGUAAUCUUUAUUGGUUUUAAAAUUGUUUCAAUAAUUAAAAACACGAAAUUCAAAAGCUUAAUUAUUUCAAUUACUAUCUUAUAAAUGUAUGUACAAAAUUAUGCUUCUUUACUUAAUCAGUAAUAAUAUUUAAUAAUAAUUAGAUUUUUUUCUAUUUUAGUUGUUAGAUAGAUUUCAAAAAUAAAUUACAUAUCGGCUGAUGUAUCAUUAUUGUAUGGAUCUAAAAGUCAUAUAUCUUGGAUAUAUGGAUUUUCAAUACCUGGAUCUAUCUUAAUUGGAUUAAUUUUCCCCUUAUUAAUAUUUUUUAUAUUGUACACCAAUAGAGGUUAACAUGAUAAAAUAAAGUUUCGGAGACAUUUAGGAUAUUUAUUUAAUGAAUAUACUUAAAAUAGUUAUUUUUGGGAAAUUAUAAAAUUAUGGAAGAAAACUAUUAUCAUUCUUAUCUUAAUAUAUUUCUAAACUGACAUAUUUUUUAAAGCAUAAUUAUUAAGCCUUUGCUUAUUGUUUUACUAAUUGAUUUCCUAUAAAUAUCAACCUUAUAUUCUUAAAAAACUUAAUUAAUUAGAUAAUUAAAGUGUAUAAUUUUGCUCAAUUGCAAUAUUUUUAGCAGUUCUCAAAUAUAUAACUGAAUAAUAAGAAAAUCAUAAUAUUUCAGCAAUAAUUCAAACAUUUAUCAUUGUAGAUAGUAUUAUAUUGAGUUAUCCAUUUAUUAUGAAUAUUCUAAAUACUUAUAUUAUCAAACACAAAGUACAAGUUAUUUCCUUACUCAUCAAUAUGUUUUCAGCUUUUAAAUCUAAUUUUGCAAUUACAAAAUUUCUUAGAAAUAGACUAAAUAGAUGGAGAUAAAAAGAAGAAAAAUCAAAAUAAAUUAUAGGAAAAAUCAGAUAAAUUCUAUUCAAGAAAAGCAAUAUUCUAAGAUAAUAGUAAUAUACUAUAGUAUUUUUAGAUUUAAGCAUAAAGAAUAAAAGAAUCAAUAUGUUUAACUCACCAUUUAGAACAAUUUCGAUUAAGAGAUAUGA